Molecule: messenger RNA, 1299 nt
Organism: Labrus bergylta (ballan wrasse)
Lineage: Eukaryota; Metazoa; Chordata; Actinopteri; Labriformes; Labridae
Gene: lsm11
Product: LSM11, U7 small nuclear RNA associated
Biological process (GO): mRNA 3'-end processing by stem-loop binding and cleavage
Cellular component (GO): U7 snRNP
Molecular function (GO): U7 snRNA binding
Source: RefSeq, a predicted model, not a curated record
ACGAGUACCACUUUCCUAGUGUUUCCUGCUUCACCGUGUGCUCAUCUGCGGCUUUUUCAAACAUGGAGGAGGGGGAAAGAAGAAGUGCACCUACAGGCAGAAAAGAAACAACAACUGCAACCUGCCGGAGCACACCGUCAGUAUCAGAGAGUCAACCGGAGACAAGCAGCACAGCUCAUGACGCAGAUAAAAUAGAUGUCUGCUCUGACAAGUUUGACCCACUGCUGGCCUUGUACUCGCCCACCGUGCCGCUUCCUUUUCCUAAUGUCAAAUGUUUUAACAACGUGUCAGCGUACGAGAGCUUUCUGAGGGGCGGCCGGGGAAGAGCCAAGCCGGAGAAUGUGGAGAAAAAGCGGCAGAAGGCGAUGAGAGGGGUGGCGGACCCGGAGCGUAUCGCCAGACUGAAGAAGCUGAUGGUGAAGAACCCGGUGAAAGAUCCAGAGGAGGGAGAGGAGAGCACACCGAGGAGGAGGAGGCAGAAGACCCAGAAGAAUGUCCUGACGAGGAUGCCCUUGUGUAAAGGCAGUCCUUUGGGGGAGCUGUACAGAUGUGUCCAGGAGAGGAUAAGAGUCCGGGUCCACAUCAGGACCUUCAAGGGGCUGAGGGGAGUCUGCUCCGGCUUUGUCGUAGCCUUCGACAAAUUCUGGAACAUGGCAAUGGUGGAUGUGGAUGAGACGUACAGAGAGCCUUUGCUUGGAGAAGCUCUGUACCAUGAGAAAGCCCUCACCUUUACUCGGCUCUUUGAGAAGCUGAAGCUCCAGGAGAGCUCAGCAGCUGAAGACGUAGCAAAGAAGCGCAGCGCCCGAGAGUCCUCCAGCCUGCAGCAGCCUCCACACCUAACACACCUGUCUGCUCAACCUGCUGACAAGAGCGGGGACAGCAGGCCCCAGUCCAAGCCUUCAGGCAGCGAUACAUCCACACAAGAGAAACGCAAAGUGUCGCUGAAGACCCCGGGUCCAGAAGUGUGUAAGAAGAAAGAGUCCCAGAAGUACGGGAAGGUCCACACUCGACAUGUCAACCAGCUGUUUAUCCGAGGGGAGAGCGUCAUCCUGGUUAACCCACAGCCUCUCUGAUCUCUGUUUGUUAUUUACCCUGAAGAUCGCUGCAACCUUACUCAAUGAAAUUUAAAUAUCAUUUUACUCCAGACAUCUGUAACAGAAGGUGUUAAAUACCAUCACUGAACUGACAGAGAUAUGAUUUAAUUAGAUUCAAAAGAAUCAAACGAGGGCUGUUGUAUCAUAUUGAUAUGGAUCUUGUUUUUGAAGAAUAAAAGCUCCUCAGUUCUAAUUAUAAAAGUCA